Molecule: messenger RNA, 2019 nt
Organism: Striga asiatica
Lineage: Eukaryota; Viridiplantae; Streptophyta; Magnoliopsida; Lamiales; Orobanchaceae
Source: the annotation of a GenBank genome assembly
AUGGAAGCAGCAAGCUGGGUAGCUAUCCAGGUUUUGACCCCGCCAACCAAUGGUCCCAACACAACUGAACUUGCUAUUUGGCGUCCUCCAACAGAACACGGGAGUGACACAUCGAGAAGGAAGCGUGAGAAGGCUCAGCUCGUUCGGAAAAUCCUCAAGAAAAUGAACAGGAUAACUGCAAGAAGAGUGAUAGUCAACAUUCCUGCCUUGAAAUGGGCACAAAAAACGCUAUGUAGUGGUACAAGUGCCAAGUUACCUGGUACCAAUGGCAAUCCAGUUAUUAGGGAUACCGUCGACAAGAACGGAUUCAAUAAUAAUCUUCCUGUGCAUGAUGUGGCGAUUGUUGGAGGUGGCAUGGUUGGCAUGGCUUUAGCUUGUUCUCUGGCACACCAGCCAUUGACAAGGCAGCUAAAUAUUGCCAUUAUUGACAGCAAUCCAGCAUUACUUAGUGGCAGUUGCAUCAAGAAAGAGGAUGCUCCGGAUCCACGAGUUAGCACAGUUACACCAGCGUCUAUAUGUUUUUUCAAAGAUAUUGGUGCAUGGAAAUAUGUUGAACAGAAUCGACAUGCUUACUUUGACAAGAUGCAGGUUUGGGAUUACUCUGGUCUUGGGUAUACAAGGUACAGUGCGAGAGACAUUAACAAAGAAGUAUUAGGGUGUGUGGUGGAGAACAAAGUGCUUCAUCAAUCUCUGUUAUCAAGCCUACAGGAUGCAGCUUUCCUGCAAAAAAUAUAUCCUGACAGAUUAAGCUCGAUUACCAUGCAACCAAGCUCUUCAUCAAGUCCUCAUGGAUCAUUAGUUAAGCUGGAACUAAGUGAUGGGAAUAGCUUGUAUGCAAAAUUAGUGGUUGGAGCAGAUGGAUCCAAGUCACGUGUUAAGGAGCUUGCCGCUAUAAAUUCAACCAGAUGGAAAUAUUCCCAGAAUGCAAUCAUAUGUAUUGUAGAGCAUACUGAGGAAAAUCGAUGUGCUUGGCAACGUUUUUUGCCUAAUGGUCCAAUUGCACUUCUCCCAACAGGUGAUAAAUUCAGCAAUAUCGUCUGGACAAUGAAUCCUGAAGAGUCCUCGAACCGUAAGUCAAUGUCUGAGUCUGACUUUUUGAUGGAAGUAAAUCGCGCGCUUGAUAAUGGCUACAGUCAUCACCCGAAAUCCCGACUGUCGGGUCCAUUCUCUUGGCUAACGGCAGAUACAACACCCUCGGCCAGCGAGUGCUUUGUGGUCCCACCGAAAGUGACCAAAUUAGCAUCUGAGAGAAUGGUUUUCCCUUUGUCUCUACAUCACGCUAAUUCUUAUGCAUCAAAUCGUGUUGUUCUUAUCGGUGAUGCUGCACAUACUGUUCAUCCUUUGGCUGGUCAAGGAGUCAACAUGGGAUUUGGAGACGCACUUUGUCUGUCGAAGGUUAUUGCUGAAGGCAUUGCUGUUGGAUAUGAUAUCGGGGAGCUCACGCUCCUUAGAAGAUACGAGUCAGAAAGGAAACCUGCAAACUUGGCUAUGAUGGCAAUCUUGGAUGGCUUUCAGAAGGCUUACUCUGUUGAUUUUGGACCGUUUAAUGCUCUGCGUGCUGCUGCAUUCCAAGGAGCCAAUUUCAUUUCGCCUUUGAAGAGAUACAUCAUCUCGUAUGCUUCGGGUGAGCAGAGAUUCCCACUUUUUGCAUGACUCAUGUGAUCGUUGGAAUUAAUUUUGUUUUCGUUUGUGAAUUAUAUGAUUGUUAAGACAGUUCUAAACAUAAUCGAUGGUGCCUGUUAAGUAUUUCUUGAAUCCUUUGUGUGAUUCUCGUGUAGCUAACGUUGUUUUAUAAGAUUCCUUUUGGGAGCAUACCAAUUAUCUGCUUGUUAACAUCUCUGUAGUUGUUGUAACAAAAUUGGUUGUGUAUCGAUUUUACAGUUCCAUUUUUCAUAAGUGAAAGACUUGGAAGAUUCUCAAAAUUGUGAAUGAGAAUUUAAUUUCAAGUUGUAUAUGUGGGAAAAUGUAAGGUUGAAACAAUUGAAUUUAAGUAACUCAAAUAUUAUUGAAUUCACAAAA